This is a messenger RNA of Alternaria arbusti, 2853 nucleotides long. RefSeq lists its product as uncharacterized. The coding region runs from base 1 to 2853 and encodes 950 amino acids. The transcript has 3 exons. Lineage: Eukaryota; Fungi; Ascomycota; Dothideomycetes; Pleosporales; Pleosporaceae. The record is from RefSeq and is a predicted model, not a curated record.
AUGUCCACGUCGGCCAUACCUCGCAGCAAAUCGAACUUCCUUAUGCUUGGGGAUGAAACCUACAUUCUUCAGAAGAUAGAUAGAGGCGCGAGAACAGGCAAGCUCAGAGAUCGGAACUCGGAACUGCUUCGCUUCAAGGAUCCAUCUUUGAGAAGAAUGAAGCAAUUCGUCUACGAUCCUUUGCCGCCAAAGAUGAUCCGUCUGAUGCGUCUAUAUGGGGGUAGCCGCGACGACUCCAUCAAAUGUGAGCUUUUCGAGGCGGCUUACGACAAUUCUUUCCAUAUCCCCACACAUGUGGCUCGCAAGGGUGGACUCCCAAAAGUUCGUGAGAUUGAGCGUAGCCAGACAAGUGCUGAGCGGGAACUGGAAGAAGUAAAAGAGUUCUUAAAGGUGUUAACAAAGAAAAUGGAAGUGAAGGGGCAGGCGCUAGAUGGCACAUGGCGGAUCGUGGAGCACAUGCGGCAGACAGCGAACGGUGUAUGGCAAACGGCGAAUGAUGCGUGGUAUACGAGAGCGUUGGACGAAGAAAGAGAUUCCCUCAAAAGCCGAUUCGAAAAGCUGAAACAAACGAUUCUGGAAGAGGAGUUGGAGACAGUGGGAAAGAUUGAAAUUGAGUACGAAGCAUUAUCAUGGUGCUGGGGUUCGGCUAUCUCUGAAUACGCAGUAUCUGUCACGAAAGAAGACGAGGACUACAAAAUGCCAGUGAGGAAGGACCUGGCUCUUGCAUUGAAAUACCUUCGUCAUCAAGGGAAGCCAAGGAUUCUCUGGAUUGAUGCAAUCUGCAUCGACCAAGAAAAUGAUGUGGAGCGCAACCAACAAGUGCAAAUGAUGUCCAGGGUCUACACUCGAGCAGCCAAUGUCUGCAUUUGGCUUGGGCAGCAGGAUGACGAGAGUGAGGUCGCAUUCAAGUUCAUCAAGGAAGAGAUUACGCAUCUAAAAGACUUUGAUUCCAUCAGCUCUGAUAAGGAUUACAGCACUAAGAAAGCUGAGAUAUGGUGUGGGCCUGACUCAAUGCCAUGGAAAGAAUUUGCUGUUGCCGUGGAGCUUUUUGUGGAGGUUGAAAACGCUACACAUCGGCUAUCAGAGGUAAUGCAGAUGGAUGUCCAAUUUCGGCAUGUACCCGGCUGGUUUGAAGGCGUUUCACACCUUGGAGCCAGCCUUCUGGUACAAGCGACAGGCAAGGUGUUCCGCAGUUAUGGAACACCUAUGGACAAAAACGAAGUUCAUGACAAGAAUACCGACGAGAACAUGACCGACGAACAGAGAACUGCCGACGAGGAGAGAGACAAGAAGAAGGCCGCCGAUGAGAAGCACAAAGAUCGGGCUGACUUGCUCGAUAAAAUACAAACGAUCGACCCAUUGGAUCGCAGAAGCCUUCUCAGCCUGGAGUACCUAGUGACCACAAUGUUCAUUUUCAAAGCGAGCGAAUGCAGGGAUUCGGCUUUGGACAUACUAUGUCGGCCAUGGGCAUUAGAGCCUCAGCGUGGUGGUUCGGCUAGGGUGAAGAAGAGGAAAAGCCCCCCCACUGACCGGAAUGGAAAAGGAGCAAAGCGUACAUGUGUACGAUGUGAGGCGCGACAAGAAGAGCAGGAUCUGCAAGAUUACUGGGAAAAGGACAUUUCCAGUGACAAGAGUCGAGAAAUCUGGUGGCGUGAACUGAGGGAUAAGCUUUGGGAACAUUCACUGAGGCGAAAAGAAGAAGAGAAGAAAGCUCUAAUGGAGGAGAUGACAACGGUCAGAGACUCGAGAGAGACAAAAGAGAAGGAAUGUGAUGACGACAUGGAGCAAAGUAAAGACAUUGAUCUACCGUCGUGGGUACCUCGUGCUAAGAAUGCACCGUUCGAGAUCUAUCGCCACCCAGGUAUCGACAUCGCGAAGACAGGACGGGCAAAUGCAGACCCUUUGGUUGGGUGGCCACAAGAUGGGCAUAGAAACUACAGCGCCGCACAAACCGAGGCUGUGAAGUUUGACUAUCUCAAAUUCAGAAAGAGAUCUUACAUGGGGCAUUACAGUCUCUAUGUUACAGGCUUCAAAGUAGAUGAGGUUGAUGAGGUCAGAGAUGCGUCCCAGGGAGGGAGCAUUCCGAACUCAUGGCUAGAGUUGAGUGGAUGGGAACCGCCAUAUACCCAAGACCCACCGUCGGCAUUUUGGAGGACCAUAGUUGCUGACAGAGGCUCUGACAACCGCAAUCCACCAUACUAUUAUGCAAGAGCAUGCAGAGAAUCCGUGGGCAAAGGUGGGCGGGAAAGUGGUAGCGUGAACACCACAGAUUUGAUCAACAACGAACGGAAUUCAAUCAUUGCGGAGUUUUGCCGGCGGGUCCAUGCCGUCAUCUGGGGCCGGUCUCUCUUCAGAACUAAACAAGGCAAGCAGCUAGGACUUGGCAAAGAUGUCCAAAAAGGAGAUCUGGUGUGCAUUCUACAUGGAUGUACUGUUCCGGUCAUUCUGCGCGCCCAAAAAAAGAACGAGGGUGACAAAGCCAAAGAGAGUUUUGAGGAUUCGUAUGAGGCAGUCAAGUCGUGCAUUAAGAGACUGGACAAAAUCUCUGUGUGCAGAGCAAGGUAUGAGAAACAAAAAGAGAAGUACAAGAAACAAGGACACUCAACUUCAGACUCCAAUUGGGAGCAAGACGUGAAAUCUGCCCACAAGAAAGUAAACUACAUUCUCGGAAAAGACAAAGACCGAAGAAAAGCCUCGGCGCAGCGAGAAACCACAAAGCAGAGGUUCAAACCUGACGAAGACAACUUUUACGUCUUCAAAGGGGAGAGCUAUGUCCACGGAUGCAUGGAUGGGGAGGCGGUGCGAGACCGUUUCUACGGGACGGAGCAAGAGUGGGUUUAUGAAUUACGCUGA